This is a messenger RNA of Microsporum canis CBS 113480, 1191 nucleotides long. RefSeq lists its product as hypothetical. The record is from RefSeq and is a predicted model, not a curated record. The transcript has 2 exons. Bases 1 to 1191 code for a protein of 396 amino acids. NCBI's taxonomy places the organism in Eukaryota, Fungi, Ascomycota, Eurotiomycetes, Onygenales, Arthrodermataceae.
AUGGCUGGACAUUCACUGGUCCUUGUGGCCACCCUCCUCUCUCUGGCUGCUGUCGAUGCUGCCUCGCUGGAACAACUUAUGCCCGCUGUAACGCCUGCUGGGCUCGUUGCUCUCAACGGGAUGACCCCGAAGCCCACACCUGCUCCUGGCCUGCCUGCUGGAAUACCGCCUGAGCUAGUAAAGAGACAGAGUGCAGGAUCAAGCAGCUUGCUGAUUCCCUUCCCUCCCCCUGCUUAUUAUUGUGGUUUGGUUGAUGGUGACCCAGAGAACCCCCUGACUUGCGUUAAUGCUCGCGCAACCUGUAUCUACACUGGAAACGCUGCUGGCUGCUGUCUCAGCAAGAAUAUCAACGACUGCACCACCAUUCCAACCACCUGCUAUGCAUCAAGUGUCAGUUGUGAUGAAGCCUGCUCCAAGGACUCUUUGGCUCUUAAGUGCAGCAUCUCAACUCUCCCUUAUUGCGGAACCUAUGUCUUCAAUAAAAACACCAAGCUGUUUGGCUGCUACUCGUACGCUUCGGUAUCAGAUAACAUCUCGCCGCUCUCGCAAUACUUUUCAUCUGUGCUAGGACCUGACUAUGCUUCCAAAUACUCUGCAACUCACAUCCCAUCCACCACCACAGACACUUAUUCUGGGGAUCCUACCAACACUGCAUCAGACGUUUCACCAAAUCCGUCCUCCUCCGGCCUGCCCCACCCCGGCCCGACUCCCGGCCCAAAUCCUCCACCUCCUCCGCAUAGCAACGGUCUCGGAGGUGGUGUUAUUGCCGGUAUCGUCAUUGGCUGUGUAGCUGGUGUUUCCGCCAUCCUCAUCGCCAUCUGGUGGUUCAUCUUGCGCAAGAAGCCAGAUAACACCCCGGCCCCUGCUCCUGCUACCGCUUACACGCAAAACAACAAUAUGCCACCAACCAGCACGAACCCACAGGGCCCUGUUGCCGGGGGAUACUAUGCUCCUGUAGAACAGAAGCCCCCAGUAGAUGACCAGCUCCCAACUUACCCUAACGAACAGAAGGUUUCACCAUUUAACCAGCCACCACAGCAGCCACCACAGCAUGCCGAAAUGCCCGGCUCAGCCGUCAGUUCUUCCCAGCAGAUGUCACCUAUUCCAUCCGAGUUGGCUUCCACGCCAAUGUCAGCUACCCAUGCCGGACCUGUGCCUGAGCAGAUAUAUGAGAUGGGCCCAGGCCGGUAG